AUGGAAAAUGAUUGCAUGGAUGGAAGAUUGUCGCAACUGAUAGAAUCCAUUGAUGACAAAAUUCGAGCAGUUGCCCUAAAUGCUAAUGUGUCAUAUGAAGAUUUACGAAAUGGAUAUGUAAUGUCAUGCUUACAUAUCACUAAGCCUUUCGAGUAUAACAUUAGCGAUUUAAAGGCAAAACAAAAGAUAAAAUCUGAAGUGGUAACAGGAACAGAAAAAUACAAAGAUAAAACGAUAGAACAGCCUGCAGUUGAUGAUAAUAUCACUAUACAGGAUGAGAAAAGUGAUAAUCAAUUGAGAACUUAUCAAAAUAUAACGAUUAGUAAUAAAAAAGUUCAUACAAAGAAACAACAACGAAAUGAAUUUGAUUAUAAAUUUGGUUAUGGCAUUAGUAGCAAGCGUAAAUCAUUUAUGCGUCAACGAAAUCAGCAAAAUUUUUGCUUUCGAAAUGUUCGAGGUUCAAAUAUGUUACCAUCAGUCAUUUCUGCUCCAAUUAAUACUGCUAAUCGAGUUCGUCCCUAUAAAAUGGAUGAUAAUAAAUCUAAUGGUAAUAAUGAAUCGUUGCAACCAAAAGAUUCGAAUAAUAAAAAAGUAACAAAGUUUAUUUGUGAUAUUGAAGCAGCAUUAGCAGGUGAAAUAUCUGAUAUGGAAGAUGAAAGAGGACAAGUCAGCACCGAUAAUAAUAAAUUUAAUAAAUUAUCAAAUGAUGAUGCUGAAGAAACCAUAAGGAAGGUUCAAGAAGAAACAAAUAGAAAUCAUUUAGAAGCAAUAAUUGUUCGUUAUCCUAAUGGGCAAUCAUUGGCACUUAAUAUCAUUCAUAAAGUAUACGUUGUCCACUUAGAGGAUACUUAUGCAUGGGUUCGUCUCUCCGAUGACAUUGAACCACCGUGUUUUGAUCAUGUAUACGCUGUAAUGAAAGAGACACAGUCGUUACAGUGGGAGGAAUUGUUACCUGGAACACCGUGCGUGGUACUUGCACGUUUCAGUUCACGCGAUAUCGUUAAUGAUGGAACAGCACGUGAGGUCACGAAGUUUGAGUCAUAUGCUCGUGCUAUUAUUGAAGAAUGUCACAAUACGUCAAAAACAGUAACCGUUCGUCUCGUUGAUUUCGGAUUUCGUCUCACGCAAUUAAGCGUCACAACUAUUAAGCCGCUAACAAUCGCAUUUGACGGACCACCGCUAGCAUUCCGAUUGCUAAUUAAUUCAUUACCAAAAGUGAUGUGA
Molecule: messenger RNA, 1224 nt
Organism: Brugia malayi
Lineage: Eukaryota; Metazoa; Nematoda; Chromadorea; Rhabditida; Onchocercidae
Exons: 11
Coding region: 1-1224 (407 amino acids)
Source: RefSeq, a predicted model, not a curated record